Truncatella angustata is the source of this 917-nucleotide messenger RNA. RefSeq lists its product as uncharacterized. The transcript has a single exon. The coding region runs from base 211 to 714 and encodes 167 amino acids. The record is from RefSeq and is a predicted model, not a curated record. Lineage: Eukaryota; Fungi; Ascomycota; Sordariomycetes; Amphisphaeriales; Sporocadaceae.
CAUUCCAUCCAUGCAACUCCAUGGGACUUGCAACAAAAACAACAGGACGAUCCUUGUUCCAGCAACAUUUUGGAUGAUUACCUUCGCACGAGGCUUCCAACUGAGCCCACCGUAAGACCUUCUCUUUUCUUGCAAUCUUGCCUCCUACCCGAACCGUUGACUUAGUUCGACUAGAAUCAUGUCGCCCGUAUCCCGCAACACGCACCAUACAUGGUUGGUUCUCAACGCAACCAGAUACACCAAGACCUACUCCUCGGUGGAACGGAUGUGGAAUGGGGUCCGUUCUUUAUUCCCGAGAAUAACAGCCUCUUAAGGUCGAUACCACCACACACGAUACCACCUCCAGAGCUGGAUCUUGACGUGCUCUCAUGGUCAGAAGCAGAGUCCCAAUCUUCCGCGUCCGACGCGACAGAACUUGCCCUCCCACAGGAGGACCUCUACUUCGAUCAUCCAACCACGAGCAUCUCCGAAGAAGACCGCGGUCCGCACGCCAAGCGUUUCAAGUGCCAUCAUUCCGACUGUACGUAUGCGACGCACUGUCAGCGAGACCUUCAGCGUCAUCUUCGGUGCAAGAAGCACAGAGACGCCAGCGCAGCUGCACCGGACAACCUGUUCCACUGCGAAUUCAGUACGUGCAAAUUCUUCGUCGAAGGCUUCACAAGGCGGGAUAACCUCUGGCGUCAUAGGAGGAAUGCUCAUGGUAUCAAGGUCUAGCAGAUAGAAACAGGCAGUAGCAAAAAGAGAAGGACACUAACCAGCUGACAUGUAACGGGACAACAGUGGACGGUUUGGUGUUUAGAGUUGUGGUAGUCAAUUUAAUUUCCUUUUUCGAUCCCGGUCUGGCCCACGUUUUCAAGUUCCCUUAUGAACGCGGCAUGUUUCUCGUCGCCACGACUUUCCUUCGCCCGCUGCAUCUC